ACCAGUACAGAUCAAUUGCCAAGUAUCUGAAUUUUGAUCACAUGACCAUAGGGACGGUCGUUAAGGGUGAAAAAUGGUCAUGUCACUUUUUUAAAACUUUAAAUCUGGCAUUACUUAAAUUGGAACCCGGAAUUCGUGCAUCGCAGGAUAUGUAUUCGUCUAUUUUCAUAUCUCUAUAACAUCCCGGCGUUUCAGGUCUUAGGGCGACCCCCUUCGGCGAUCUUUCGUCCCGGAAGUGUGGCAGCUCUCGGGGCCGUUCCAGCCACCAACCUCUCUAUCACCGCUCCGCCUCUUCGUCGGCCAUGAAGUCCGUUUUCGUUACCGUCGGCACCACCAGCUUCGACGACCUCAUUGCGGCCGUGACGAGCCCCGAAGCGACCCAGGUUUUACAGGAUCUCGGCUAUUACAAGCUCGUCCUUCAGGUUGGCCGGGGCAAGGAAUGUCCAGAUCCAUUUAGCACAGCCGCACUUACUCUGGAAGUGUUCAGAUUCAAGAGCUCACUUUCUGAAGAUGUGAAAAAAGCAGAUCUGGUCAUAAGCCACGCAGGAGCAGGCAGCUGUUUGGAAGUUUUGGAAGCUGGGAAACCUCUCCUGGUUGUGAUCAAUGACCAACUUAUGGACAACCAUCAGUUGGAACUGGCCAGGCAGCUGCACAAAGAUGGACAUCUCUUUUACUGCACAUGCAAGACCCUUGUGGAGAUGCUCAGAUCAAUGGACUUGUCUACUCUGAAGCCAUUCCUUCCUGGACAGCCAGAAAAAUUUGCUGCUUUCUUAGACAACGUGAUUGGCAAUAAUGCAUUUCAGGUUUAUGCCUGUCAGAUUCAUCACACGGCAGUCAGAAAUGCUUGUGUUUCCUUCAUGAGGAAAAACCAGAUAAAUUUUGAGUCCUAUGUGGAAGGCUCAUUUGAAAAAUACUUGCAACGACUUGGAAAUCCGAAGGAAAGUGCUGGACAACUUGAGAUUAGUGCCUUCUCACUGAUUUAUAACCGAGACUUCAUUCUUUAUCGGCAUCCUGGGAAACCUGCUUCUUACGCCACUGAUAAUGGCUUUGAAGACAAGAUUCUACUGUGCUGUUCCAGUAAUGGUCAUUAUGAUUCUGUGUAUACCAAACAAUUUCAAGCCAGUGCUGCAAUCUGCCAGGCUGUCCUUUACGAAACUCUGUACAAAAAUGUCUUCAAAGUGGAUGAAGAAGAAUUGAAAACCGCCCUUGAGAUGUUUCGAAAUGGGACUAAGAAAAAUAGAAACAGUGCGUCUGUCGGCAGCGAAGAUGCAAAUUUUGAUUGCCUUCCUGACAGGGCAUCCAGAAAUGCUCCAGAAAAGAGGUUGGAAGACUGGGUAAGCUUUGAUUCGGUCCACCCAGCGGAGGAAAAAUGCAAGCAAGUCACUGAAGAAGGAAAGCCUCCUGACAACCAAAGGAUGCCCUUUCCCUACAAAGUAUUGAAGGCCCUGGACCCUGAGAUCUAUCGGAACAUAGAGUUUGAUGUUUGGCUGGAGAGCAGAAAAGAACUUCAAAAAACAGAUUACUUGGUGUUUGCUGGGAGACAGUACUAUUUAGGAGACAAAUGUCAGGUACGGCUAGAAACUGGGGGAAAAUAUUACAAUGCCCAUAUACAGGAUGUGGGACAGGAUAAUUUGGUGACCGUCUUUAUUGAAGAGCUGGCAGAAAAGCACGUUGUUCCGUUGGUAAAUUUGAAGCCUGUGACUCAAGUCAAUCCACUUCCUGCCUGGAAUGUGAUGUCCAAUAGAAAAGGAGGAAGUUAUCAGAAGAUACCAGAUAUGGAUAUAAAAACACGGAAGAAGCUGUUCAAGAAAGUACACGGAAAGGAAGUGUACAUGACGGUGGCUUACAGCAGAGGCCACCCUAUCCUGCCUCCUCGUCUGCAGCACAGCUCGCCUAUGGUCCACUGCUCUCCGAACGGACAUAUAAAUCCAUACGAUCAUUACCAUUUUCAGAGAACUGGCCGGGGAUAUGGAACGUCAAGGGGAUCUGCCCGAUUUAUAAACAGGAACAACAUCACUGGGCCAGAAAUAGCAUUUUAUCCUAGUCCAGGAAAGAGAUGUUAUCAGAGCUAUGAUAACUUCUCAUAUAGAUCACGUUCAUACAGCCGUAGUCGCAGACAGAUGCAGUGUGUUAAUAAGGAAUGCCAGUAUGGAUUUUCACCUGAGAAUGGAGAAGAGCCUCGAGGUGUGGAAGAAACCAUCACUUUUUAUGAGAUUGAAGAAGGGGAUGAUGCAAAUUUUCCUGCUUUGCCUAAGCGGGGCAACCCAGCUCCAAUAGUUCCAGCUCCUGCAGGAUUCUGGGUAACAAGAAGGACUUCAAAUUCUGUCCCACCAAAUAAACCAGGGCUGAAUAAUUCAGAAGAAGAAGUAGAAGAACCAACUGAUACUGGAGAAUACCAAGAAGAUUAUUUAUAUACUCCUCCAGACCCAGAGUGUGAAGCAACUACAGUAUUUAAUGCAACUGAAUCUACUGCAAAUUUGGUCAUGGUAAAUUCUGCCAUUAUAUCCAGUGCUUCCUGUGUGAAUUCGGCUCCGACUACCAUUUUCUCCUCCACCUGUAGUGCUUCAACUCAAGUCACUAUCACUGCGUCUACCCCCCAGAAUGCUGUGCCACCAAUCUUAGUAACCCCUUCUGUGGGAAGACCAGUUGUAUCAGUGUAUCAGUCACCUCCCCUUCCUCCAGUGAGUGACGUGGGGGAAAAUGGCAAUAUUACACCCCCUUAUUCUUGUGAUCCAAGUGGAAAUGACCUGCCUAGAGAUCCAAAGGUUUUACAGUAUUAUUUUAAUUUGGGCUUGCAGUAUUACCACCAGACCUGCUGGAACCCUGUGAUGUAUGUACAGCAACCGUCGUCCCCACCACCUCAAAUGGAAACCUACCAGACCUAUUCAGAGCAAGUCUCUGUGGUUGAUUCAUCAGCGCCUUUGCCUUACAACGACGUCGGGAGGAAUGAUCUGCGCCAGAUGCCCGCAGACUCCUCAUCAACCGGUGCCUUAGCCAUCCCAGAAUCCUCUCCACCACCUUCUGGAACCGUCUAUUACCCUGUGGUAACAGACACAUACACCCCAUCUCCUGUGCCAGGAUACGAAUCUUGUGUCUCAUUUGUGCCUGCAUAUCACUGCGUCGGUUCAUGGUAUCCCGUCAACGCAUCCUAUGGAAACUCUUCCCGAAUCCAUAACACGGUUAACCCCAGCCAUUUCCAGCAGGUUAGCUACGUCACCUCAUCCAAUCCACAACAGCAUUUUGUAGCUCAAAGCAUGUAGAUUCAGAAGGACCGAGUCUGGAAGCCUUCCCCCACUUGGAACAAUAAUUCCCAGAAUGCCGUGGCACACACAACUGCCUGGAAGACCUCCAGGUGAUCUGAACCAGCGGACUCCAAUUUCGGCAACUUUUAGGUUUUGUGGACUUCAACUCCCAGAAUUCCCCAGAAUUCCCCCAGCCAG
Messenger RNA from Crotalus tigris (Tiger rattlesnake), 3440 nucleotides. Its product is annotated as putative bifunctional UDP-N-acetylglucosamine transferase and deubiquitinase ALG13. Lineage: Eukaryota; Metazoa; Chordata; Lepidosauria; Squamata; Viperidae. The transcript is spliced from 27 exons. Bases 303 to 3260 code for a protein of 985 amino acids. Gene Ontology annotation, biological process: dolichol-linked oligosaccharide biosynthetic process. Gene Ontology annotation, molecular function: hexosyltransferase activity. The record is from RefSeq and is a predicted model, not a curated record.